Molecule: messenger RNA, 1005 nt
Organism: Mycena indigotica
Lineage: Eukaryota; Fungi; Basidiomycota; Agaricomycetes; Agaricales; Mycenaceae
Product: BTB domain-containing protein
Exons: 2
Coding region: 1-1005 (334 amino acids)
Molecular function (GO): protein binding
Source: RefSeq, a predicted model, not a curated record
AUGGAUGCCACAAUUUCCAACGAGUAUCUGCGCACUGGCGUUGCUGCUUUGUGGCUGGACGACGGCAGCAUUGUUCUUCGCGCUCAAAAGACGUUAUUCAAGGUUUCCCGCUCGCUGCUUUCCCUUCGCUCGGGCUUUUUUCGUGAUAUGCUAGCCUCGCCUCAGACUGGCGGCGACGCACAGGUUCUCGACGGUUGCAUUAUGGUGGAUCUUCCAGAGAAAGCGGACGACGUCGAGGCUCUUCUCAGGGCCGUCUUCGAUUCGGAUUACUUCAUGCCGCCACCAGCGAAGAUCGACCUUAUGCCCCUUCUCUCCAUUCUCCGUCUCGCUCGCAAAUAUGACAUCCAAUAUCUCUACAAACGCGCUCUGAGCCACCUCGACCACGUUAUGUUCUAUGUGUCCCAUUCUGCAUUCUUGACGGCUCCACGACGAGAUACGAUAAUGAUACCUCCAUCUAUGGUCACCAAACACCUCUUCGUCCAGCCUCUGUCUACGUUGUCCAACUCCCCUGCCGCUCUGCUGAUAACUCUCGAGGCAAUCAACGCCGUUCAGGCGAAAUGGCUGCUACCUAUAGCGCACUAUUGGCUCUGCACUAUGCCCCUCAAACACCUCCUCACGAUUCCGGAAGAGACACUCUCCGGUACGCAGCUACGAUGGAUCUUGCAGAAUCGCAAGGCGCUGGCUACCAAACGCGCGAGAAUCCUCGAAAACAUCAAUCAAUAUGGCUGGGAUGCUGAGUGCGGGCAGGCGGGGCAGUGCUCGGUGGCACGAAUGAAUGUCCUCUCGCAUUAUAUCCGUCGCAAUGCUGACGGAGAUGAUGUCCGCAUGCUGAAUGGGGUCGACUUUGAGCAGCGCGGGCUUUGCACGCUCUGCCUCCAGAGUGUGGAUAAACUGUGUACUGAUGCGUUAGAGCAGGCGUGGUCUGCCCUCCCAGCGAUGUUUGAUGUCUCGGACUGGGGGGAUUUAACGGAAGAGCGAAGCCAUGUGUUGGAUCUGUUGGACUGA